UUAUACCGUAUGGAAGAGUUUUUCUGCUAUUCUAUGAAUAAGAAAAAAUCAAAUAGCAUCCACCAUAUAAAAUGGUUCGAAAAAAUAAAAGACGGUAUCGUAGAACCUGAAUUUUCUGCAUUUAAAAAUAAAAAACAAAUCGGAGGAGGUGGGUUUGGUAUUGUACAUUACGCGGAAUAUAAUGGGAAAAAAGUUGCAUUGAAAAGCCUUAACAACGAUGAUAUGAAUAAAGAAGUGUCAAAAGAAUUUAUUAAAGAG
Molecule: messenger RNA, 258 nt
Organism: Racocetra persica
Lineage: Eukaryota; Fungi; Glomeromycota; Glomeromycetes; Diversisporales; Gigasporaceae
Source: the annotation of a GenBank genome assembly